AUGGCUCAGCGCGCCGCCUCCCGGCGGACGACGGAGGACUGGCAGGAUGCCUUCUACGGCCUGGAGGAGCGGCACCGCCAGCUGCAGCGGCGGUUCAACGAACAGGAGCAGGAGCUGAAGCUGCUCAAAGUGUCGCAGCGGCGGGAUGCGGCCGCGCCGGCGUUCGCCAGGGGCGGCACCCCACGCACGACGCCGCUUGCGAGUGGGCGAGCCUCCCACGUGCGGGCGGCGCCGUCGGCGUCGGUGAGGGCGAAGCAGCGGGCCUCGCUCGCAGGCACAGAGGGCGGCGGGGACGGAGGACUGGCGCGUGGGGCGGCACACGACGGCCCGCCCGAGCGGAAUGUCGGCCUCCUCGCCGUUCCCGCAGCGGCGCGGCGGGCGGACGCGGGCGCAGCGGCCGCGGAGUUGACGAGCGCCUGGUCGGCUGCCCCCCCGCCGGACCCGUCGAUGGUGUGGGGGAUGGAGAACAGCAUCCAAAACUACGUCACCGCCAACGCCCUCUACCACGCGAACGAGGAGCUGCGCCAGCGCCUUGACGACGCCGUCGGUUUCGUGAAGACGCUGCAGCACGAGUUGGCCUCCAGCCGCAGCCUGGCGAAGACAACGCAGCAGCGGCUGGAGGAGGCGACGCAGCAAAUGCACCAACUCGUGCGGGAGCGGGACUUGGCUGGACAGAAGCUUUCCGUCUCACAGCAGGCCGUCGUGGAACUCGAGCGAAGCCUGAAGAAUCACGCCACGGAGGAGGAGCGGAUUCGCUUUUCGCUGGAGUCGCAGAUCACCGAGUUGCGCAGCCGCCUCGUCGUGGGGGCUGACAGCAACGAGCUGCUCACGCGCGACGUUCGUACCCUGCUGACGGAGGUCAAGGAGAAGGCGUCGGAGGCACAGAGCCUGCGGUCGAAACUCACCCUCGCAGAGGCGGCGCUGUCGUCGCAGAAGCAAAACAAUGAGAAUCUUCUUGUGGAGCUGCGCAGCCUCAACACGCAGUUGAUUAACGAGCGCAAGCGGCUGCUGUCCAUGACCCGCGAGGCGCAGCUGGCGAGUUUGCGUGCCGAAGACGCGAAGGAUGUCGAGGCGCGACUUGCGGAGGCCGUAGAGAGCCGUGGGGCGCUCGAGCGUGAGCAUGUGCGGCUAAUGGAGAGUUUGGUUGACGUCACGGAGAGCGCCUUGCGGCAGGCGCGGGAGGAGGUGCGGCAGGACAUCGCCGACUGGCGCGCUUCCGCCGCACACUGGGAGGAGGUGUCGCAGCUGCUCUACAAGGAUAUCGCGCAGCGCACGCAGGCGCAUCUUCAGUGCCGCGAGGAGUGCGAGGAGGCGAAGCGGGACCGCGACGACGCGUCCAUGGCGCUGCGGGAGGCCUGGGAGGAGCUGAAGCUGUGCCGUGCGAAGCUGGACAUUGUGUGGCCCACGCACCGAGACGACACACGUGAUUUGACGCCGGCGGAGAUGCUUUCCACGUUUGGAAACUACAGGGCCGUCUUUCGACAGAGGCGAGACACGACGACCCGCCGCGGUGGCGCCGCCGCGACGCCGGAAACGAAUGACGGGGACGAAGGCGCAAUCACCGUGGAGUUGUGCGAAGCGCCGGUGGAGGAGCAGCUCCGCGAGCUGCACGAGGCGAAUGGGGCGCUGCUGGCGGAGCUGGAGCAGCUGCGCAUCACGAAUGAGUUGCAGGCGGAGCGGCUGCGAAAAAUGGAGACGCGUGUGCGGCAGGAGCGGGAGGAGGUGCAGGUUUCCGCGGAGGCGUUGGGGCAGCGGGAGGAGGCGACGCAGCGGUUUCUGCAGACGCAGCUUGACCACGUGGCGUUCCUCGAGGCGCAGGUGCGCUCGCUGCGCGGCUUCGACGUGGCCCCGAACAUCUCACUGCGCGAGCUCAGCCCGGGGGAGACGGUGUUUGAGCUCUUUCUUGGGCAGCUUCUCUCCACCGAGACGCCGGCGGGGGUGGGCCUGCGUGACACCUUCCCGCCGGUCUUCUGCUCAGUGGACUUCCUGCUACACGAAACCAUCACGACCCCCAUUGUGACGGGGCUCAACGGCUUUCUUGACACGACGAUCGCCUUCUGCGUCGCGAUGGAUGCGCUGCUGCAGUGCUACCUGCAGUCGCGCGAGCUGCUCGUGCAGCUGCACCGUGUGCGCCCGCAGGACGAGAUUAACGAGAUUGCGUCCACGCAAAGCGACAAAUGCGACGCGCUUUUUGCGGAGCGCCUCUACGCGACGCUGGCGGAGGGCUCCGUCAGUUUGUGGCCGCUUGUCUCGGACGAGAAGUGUCGCGACGCCCGGCGUCCCACGCUCCGCGGGCAUAUUCCUCUGCGCACCCCCGACGGCCACCACAUCGCCUCGGUGGAGUUCACUGUGACGGUGCGGACCCCGUUUAGCGACGCCUUCCGCGCGUUGGCCGCCGAGGCGAGUAAAGGGCGGCACCUGCAGCACCCGCAGCCGCCUUCGGCUGCGGCAACGCCUGCGGAGACGAACACGUCACGCGGCGAGGGGCGGAUGCAGUUGGUGCCGACGAGGCCUCACACGGAGACCUUUGGCUCGGUCUCCACGACCUCCUCCUCCUCAACGUCGCUGCUGGAGUCGAGGUCGCACGACCGGACAGUCGGCUUUACGCUUGUUCCGCGUGCCGCCGCGAUGGCCAGCGUCUCUUCUUCCUCUGCGUCGCCGACCCCCAUCCGCUCGCUGCUGGUGGAUGUGUGCAGGCUGCAUUUGCCGCCCAGUCUGGCUCCCGUCCCGCGUCUCUCGUGCUACUACGCGCUGACUCCGCUUGGGCGCGACGUGUACCUUCCCGCCCCACCAACCCCGCGGUACGAAUGCGAGUACCUGCAGGACGGCGGCAGUCACGGAACACGCUUCCCGAUCGCCUCUGUGGGGGAGUUACUGGCGGUGACGCGUGAGCCCUUCAUGCUGUUUUUCUUCGACGAGUCCUCCCCGGCGGUGCGCAGCAGUGAACGACGGGGCGACGGCCCGUACUGGGCGAUGGCCAUGGCCGAGUGGCGACUGGCGCUUGAGCGGCCAGAGGAGUAUGUCUCACUGGAGUUGCCGCUGAUGGAUCAGAAGGGGUGCCCUGUUCAGGGAGCCUUUGUGCAGGUGCGGUUACUUGCCACAAGCAACGCGCAGGACGCCGAGACAGGUUUAGCGGCGGCCCUUGAAAGAGCCCGUGCUGCCACGGCAAGCUUGCGAGAGCAGCCGCAGCAAUAUAGACACCCCAGCGCCGUGGCGACCGUUCUCCGGGAAGCUAGGGACUCAACUUCCAGAAGCAGCGCCGCCGCCACCGCCGCCGCUGCUGCGGCUGCAGUUUCGGGGAAUGCAGCCCCUCAGAACACGCCAGGCGGUAGACGCACGUAUGACGACGCCUUGGAUUCCGUUGACCUGGAGAUGAUCCGGCGGCAGCUGGACGGCUAG
Trypanosoma conorhini is the source of this 3399-nucleotide messenger RNA. RefSeq lists its product as uncharacterized. The record is from RefSeq and is a predicted model, not a curated record. Bases 1 to 3399 code for a protein of 1132 amino acids. Gene Ontology annotation, cellular component: ciliary transition zone. Lineage: Eukaryota; Euglenozoa; Kinetoplastea; Trypanosomatida; Trypanosomatidae. Gene Ontology annotation, biological process: non-motile cilium assembly. The transcript has a single exon.